AUGGCUUUCUUACGCGACUUGAUGACAGUCCUGAUGGUGAGCAUCUGGGUCAGGACGGCAACAGGCGCGACAACGUCGUCGUCAUCGGCAAAGGUGAACGACAUGGGCGGGCUCUCCGAAACUUGUAAGCAAGCGGGCUACACCGUGGAGGACGAAGUGGGCCUUUGUGCACACCUCUACGCCCCUUCAAAGAUCCUCCAGGAAGGUCCGGAGGUCCUUCAGGUCGUCCCUCCAUCGAAUUUCAAUCCUAAGAUCAGCUAUGCCAUGCAGUCGGUGUCGGCCAAAAUCAAGCAUUGGUUGACGAGCAUGUGUCAAGCUUCUGCUUGUAGCAGCGCCUCCCUUGCCUCCGCCACUAAAUCUUUGAAAGCUGGCUGUGGUACCGAGAUGUUCAGUGGGUGGAUGGUUGCUGGGUCAUCUAACUCUUUACUCACUAACUACAAUACUAUAAGGGCUGAUAUUUGCCCAAUCAUCGCGAAUAUAAAAUUGAACGUCUGUGGUGCUACCUUACAAGAUCGUUUCCAGGUAGUGGUCGACCUCAAACUUCCAUUCCUUUUAGUAAAAAGGGAGGCCUACUGUGCUCAAUGUGGACCGAAUCACAGUCUCUGUAAACCCGGAAGCCCCUCAACUAUGGAGGCCCUGUCCAAAAAACCCAUUGUCUACAUCCUUCCAGUUUCUACAAGAUCUGCUAACCCUCAGGGCCAGGUUCAACCAAAAAAACAACCCAAGUCAAUUUAG
Molecule: messenger RNA, 735 nt
Organism: Puccinia triticina
Lineage: Eukaryota; Fungi; Basidiomycota; Pucciniomycetes; Pucciniales; Pucciniaceae
Exons: 4
Coding region: 1-735 (244 amino acids)
Source: RefSeq, a predicted model, not a curated record